Panicum virgatum (switchgrass) is the source of this 381-nucleotide messenger RNA. RefSeq lists its product as uncharacterized. The record is from RefSeq and is a predicted model, not a curated record. NCBI's taxonomy places the organism in Eukaryota, Viridiplantae, Streptophyta, Magnoliopsida, Poales, Poaceae. The transcript is spliced from 2 exons. The coding region runs from base 1 to 381 and encodes 126 amino acids. Gene Ontology annotation, biological process: cell fate determination.
AUGGCAGCCACACUGAAGAUCUUCGCCUUCUUGUUUCUGUCCUGCCUUAGCAUUGGAGGAAAUGCUUAUGAGCCAUGCAAGCUCUCGGACGUAGUCGUCGCGCAGACUGUCAAGGCCCGCCACGAAGGCGGGUGCCUAGAGAUCGCUGUGACGGUGGAGAACAGGUGCAUCUGCACGCAGAGCAACGUGAAGCUGGCGUGCAAAGGGUUCAGCUCCUCCGUGCACGUCUACCCUGCUGGAAUCCUCCAAACCGACGGCAACGGGCUAUUCAGCCUCGGUGGUGGAAACUCCAUCGGCAACGCUGUCAAGUUCUCCUACUGGUCGACCGCACAGAUCAGCUUCGCGCCUGUGUCGUCCACCAUCGGCUGCUCGGCUGCUUAG